GAACAGAAAUAGGAAGUAUGAAGAGAACAGGAAAAAACAGGUCCACAACUCAAAGCGACACAACUGUUUCAAGCGUAAACCGUAGAGGUCUUUGUUAUAGUGCAAGUGCAACUAAAGUCGCUGCACGCUGUUUUCAGAGUUUCUGAGGGGCUUCUGGUGUAAAACAUGAGUGAGUCACUGGAAACGACUACAGACUGUCCUUUGCCACUUGUUGGAGAUGAUUCCAGUCGAGAUCAGGAGGAAAUCAGCCAGACAGCCUCAAAUGAGUUACACUGGGAAGAUGUAGGUCUACCUGUGGAGCUGCAGAGAGGGAUGGAGACCCUACGAGUGAACAGAGAAUUGACCGAUGUGGUACUGCGUGUUCAGGGACAUGACUUCCCUUGUCAUAGAGCCAUACUUGCUGCUGCCAGUCAUUACUUCAGGGCUAUGUUUUGCAGUGGUCUAAAAGAGAGCCAUGAGGAACGUGUGGAAAUAAAGGGUUUGGACAGUGGGACGAUGCACUCUCUCCUGGAGUAUACCUACACCAGCAGUGCCCUCCUCACUCACUCGAAUGUCCAGAGAAUUCUAGAGGCUGCCAGUCAAUUUCAGUUUCUACGAGUGGUGGAUGCAUGUGCUGGCUUUCUGAACAAGUCUCUGCACCUGGAGAGUUGCAUUGGUAUCCUGAAUCUGGCUGAGAGACAUGCCUUGCUGGCCUUGAAGAUCAGUGCUCAGGACUACAUCACCACUCAGUUCUCCCAGAUAGUCCAGCAGCAGGACUUCCUGGAGCUGCCGGCUGAGUCGCUGGAGGCCGUCCUGCAGAGGGAUGACCUUGACGUGAAGUGUGAGGAGUGUGUUUUUGAAGCACUCAUGCACUGGGUGAGAGCCAGGCAGGAUGAACGCUAUCCUUCACUAGUCAGGUUGCUCUCACAUGUGCGACUGCCUUUGUUGGAGCCUGCUUACUUCGUAGAAAAAGUGGAGUCAGAUGAAUUGAUUCGCCGCUGCAGUGAGGCUUUUCCUUUGCUGCAAGAGGCCCGCAUCUAUCACCUCUCUGGCAGCGAGGUUGUCUCUGAACGAACUAAACCUCGUGUGCGGCACUAUCUGUCCGAGGUGUUCCUGAUCAUUGGAGGCUGCACUAAAGAUGAACGCUUUAUUUCUACUGUCACCUGUCUGGACCCCCUCAGGCGCAGCAGGCUGGAGGUAGCCAGGCUGCCCAUCACAGAGAUGGAGGAUGAAUCACAAAACAAGAAAUGGGUGGAGUUUGCAUGCAUCACUUUUCGCAAUGAAGUGUACAUAUCUGGAGGUAAAGAGACACAGAAUGAUGUUUGGAAAUAUAAUGGCGCCCUGGACAAGUGGAUCCAGAUCGAGUCCCUGACCACAGGACGCUGGAGACACAAGAUGGCAGUUCAUGGAGGGAAGGUUUACGCUCUGGGUGGAUUCGAAGGAGUUCAGAGACUUGAUAGUGUAGAGGCUUAUGAUCCCUUUCAUAAUCGAUGGACACAGGUGAUACCUCUUGCUGUAGGUGUUAGCUCGUUUGCUGCUGCAAGCUUUGACAGAUGGAUCUAUGUGAUUGGUGGUGGGCCCAAUGGAAAGUUGGCAACUGACAAGGUUCAGUGCUGGGAACCAGGGACCGACAGCUGGGAGCUGCGGGCGCCCAUCCCCAUUGAAACCAAAUGCACCAAUGCAGUCACAUUCAAAAACUGCAUCUAUAUAGUUGGUGGUGCCAUGCAUGCCAUGUACUGCUAUUCACCUCUGUCUGACUCUUGGUCCCUUGUGACCCGUCUGGGGGAGAGGGCGAGCUGUGCCAUCGCUGCCUGUAACAACAAACUCUUCAUCACUGGGGGACGGGAUAACAAGAACCAAGUUAUCUCCACAGUGAUGUGCUGGGACGUUGGUCGAGGGGUGUUAACAGAGGAGUGUGUUUUACCAAUGGGAGUGUCGCACCACGGCAGUGUGACACUCAUGAAGUCCUACACACACAUACACAGAAUAACACCAGCUUAAGAAAGCCAAAUGACACAGACUUCUGUGAAUGGACGUUGUUGUUGAUAGAAUGGAUGAAAGGAAAAAUUACCAAAAGGAUGUAAAUAAAGAUAUUUUUUACAGCA
Molecule: messenger RNA, 2084 nt
Organism: Eleginops maclovinus (Patagonian blennie)
Lineage: Eukaryota; Metazoa; Chordata; Actinopteri; Perciformes; Eleginopidae
Gene: klhl6
Product: kelch-like family member 6
Exons: 7
Coding region: 166-1980 (604 amino acids)
Molecular function (GO): protein binding
Source: RefSeq, a predicted model, not a curated record